This is a messenger RNA of Mesoplodon densirostris (Blainville's beaked whale), 627 nucleotides long. RefSeq names its product CD7 molecule (gene CD7). Gene Ontology annotation, cellular component: membrane. Gene Ontology annotation, biological process: adaptive immune response. The record is from RefSeq and is a predicted model, not a curated record. The transcript has 4 exons. NCBI's taxonomy places the organism in Eukaryota, Metazoa, Chordata, Mammalia, Artiodactyla, Ziphiidae. Bases 1 to 627 code for a protein of 208 amino acids. Gene Ontology annotation, molecular function: signaling receptor activity.
AUGGCUGGGCUCCUGGGGCUCCAGCUGCUCCCCAUGCUCCUUGUGCUCCCCUGCAACCUGGCUGCCCAAGAGGUGUGGCAGUCCCCCGCCUACACGAUCGCUUUAGAGGGGGACUCUGUCAACAUCACCUGCUCCAGCCGGGGGCUCCUGCUUGGCAUCUACCUGAAGCAAAGGUGGCCGAAGCUCAGCAACGUGAUUUACUUUGAAAACGGGAAGGAGCCCACGGUGGACCAGCGGUUCCAGGGCCGCAUCACCUUCUCAGGGCUGCAAUACAACCUGACCAUCAGCAUGCACCACCUGCAGCUGGCCGACACCGGUGACUACGCCUGCCAGGCCAUCAUGAAUGAGGAGGUCUGGGGCCCUGGGACGUUGGUCGUGGUGACAGAAAAACUGCCCCAAACAGUGAACACGUGCCCGGAGACUCAGCUGAUACUCUUUGCCCUCCCCACAGCCCUGGCUGUGGGCUUCUUCCUCGUCGGGCUGGGGCUGGGAGCAGUGUGUGUGCUGAGAAGGACAGAGAUCCAGAAACUUUGCUGUGCGAAGGAUAAGAAUUUGGUGUGCGUGAUCUACGAGGACAUGUCCCACAGCCGCUGUAACACCAUCUCCAUCCCCAACCAGUACCAGUGA